Molecule: messenger RNA, 1116 nt
Organism: Ramularia collo-cygni
Lineage: Eukaryota; Fungi; Ascomycota; Dothideomycetes; Mycosphaerellales; Mycosphaerellaceae
Exons: 4
Coding region: 1-1116 (371 amino acids)
Molecular function (GO): chromatin binding
Source: RefSeq, a predicted model, not a curated record
AUGCGCACCAAGCAAACCAGCCACAAAGGCGACGCGACAUCAUCUUCCAACGGAAUGGCCAGCGCAACACCAAAACGCAUGCGCCAGAAUGCGCCGGCAGAUAUGAGGUCGCCGGCGCAGCCUCCGGAGCUGUCAGAUUCGGACAGGGACAAGUUGAAGAUAUUCUUGGACCGAGCCGAGAAGCCAUUUACCGUGGCGACCUACGCGACGUCGGGGAAGAAGCGCAAGCGAAAUGCGAAGACUUACACACUGCAAGAAGACCUUUGGCAAGAUCGACUUGCUGUGCAGUACGAUGUGAAGCCGAGGGAUAAGUGGGAGAGUCUUCGGCGGUAUAAGAAGUUUACGGUUGGGUCGGAGAGUAUCGCCACAGGACAAUGUAUCUUGGUGAAACACGACGAGCGCGAGGAAGCUAAGAUCGACGUUGCGAAUCAGUGGAAAGCCAAGGUGUUGGAAGUUCGAGCGCUGGACUCGGAGCAUGUCUACAUUCGUGUUGCAUGGCUGAACCGGCCAGAAGAUCUCCACGCGGGACGCAAACCAUACCAUGGCAAGAAUGAGCUGAUUCCAACGAAUCAAAUGGACGUCAUUGAUGCAAUGGCCGUGAAUGGCAGCCUUGAGGUCAAUCAUUGGGACGAUGCAGAGGACGAGAGUGCAAUGUUGGAGGACGACCAGUUCUUCUGGCGACAGACCUUCGACUUGGUCAACACGGGCACAUUCUCAAAAUUGCGGUUGAUUUGCAUCGACUCUGCGCCGCAGAAUCCCGAUGAACUGAUUCUUCAGUGCUCGAACGAGACUUGUCGGAAAUGGUUGCACGUCAAGUGUAUAGCCGAACGCGCAGCGCAGCAAGCAGAUAGCCACGCAUCUGGGAAGCAGAAUGGCGUGAAUUCCGCGGCCAAGAAGCGCGGCCGUCCCAAAAACCCCAGCAUCAGCAAUGACUCGUCGGCAGUUGCCAAAGCUGUCAAAGGCAAAUUCAGCUCGGAAAUCUUCAUCAAAGAUCUGCCGCAAGGGCCCGACGUCACGCCUGCAACAAGUACCGAAAUCAUCGUCACAGACGACAAGGGCGUGCAGUAUUCGGAAGAACUUUGCUGUCUAUUCUGUGAUCAGGCUGUCAAAGAUUGA